UGACCUUGAUCUAUACAGACCAGCAGCAGAUAAACAGGAAGCAGGUUGCUGCAUUACAGCAGAUUUCUUGUGAUGCUUGUGUGAUUUGCUGAAGAGCAUCUGUACAGUGUUGAAUAUGGCAUCAGUCCUGCAGAAGCUCAUCACUCCUCUGUUCAGCGGGCCGGCUGAACCGCCGAGGAACAAAGUGACGGUGGUCGGUGUGGGACAGGUUGGCAUGGCCUGUGCCUUCAGCAUUCUGCUGCGGGAGAUGGCGGACGAGCUGGCGCUGGUGGACGUGGUCGAGGACAAACUCAAGGGAGAGAUGAUGGACUUACAGCACGGAAGUCUCUUCCUAAAGACGCCCAAGAUCGUCUCAGGCAAAGAUUACUCUGUGACGGCCAACUCUCGUAUCGUGGUGGUAACGGCAGGCGUUCGUCAACAGGAAGGCGAGAGCAGACUGAAUCUGGUGCAGAGAAACGUCAGCAUCUUCAAACACAUCAUCCCUCAGAUCGUCAGAUACAGCCCCAACUGCAUCCUCAUCGUAGUGUCCAACCCAGUGGACGUUUUGACCUAUGUGACCUGGAAGCUGAGCGGCCUGCCGAAGCACCGCGUCAUCGGCAGCGGAACCAACCUGGACUCGGCUCGCUUUCGUUACCUGAUGGCCGAGAGGUUGGGCAUCCACCCCAGCAGCUUCAACGGAUGGAUUCUGGGAGAACAUGGAGACUCCAGCGUUCCUGUUUGGAGUGGCACUAAUGUGGCAGGAGUCAGUCUGCAGAAACUCAAUCCAGACAUCGGCAAAGACACGGACAGAGAGAACUGGAAAGAGACACACAAGAAGGUCGUGGACAGUGCCUAUGAGGUGAUCCGACUGAAGGGUUACACUAACUGGGCCAUCGGCUUGAGUGUGGCCGACCUGACCGAGAGCCUCAUGAAGAACCUGAAUCGAGUCCAUCCCGUUUCCACCAUGGUGAAGGGUAUGUACGGGAUCGGUGACGAGGUCUUCCUGAGCCUGCCGUGUGUGUUGAACAGCGCUGGAGUGGGCAGCGUGGUCAACAUGACUCUGACCAGCGACGAGGUCUCGCAGCUGAAGAAGAGCGCAGAAAUGCUGUGGCACAUCCAGAGAGACCUUAAAGAUCUGUGACGCUAACUCACAACCAAGAGCUUUCACUCACAGCGUCACAUGCUUCAUCACUGCUUGAGCGGUUCACAGGAGGGCUUGCAUAAGAUUUUUUUUAAAUAUCUAGUAUUACGUAAUUAAUCGUACUAUCAAAUGAUUUAGGGGUCUGAAAUUACAUGUACAUAACACAUGACUGUCACAUUAGCACAUAAGCAGAUCUUGGUGUCUGAAAGCUUACGGUGAAUAUUAUACGCUACAAUUCAAAAGUUUGGACACACUUGACUGAAUUGAUGUUUCUUAUGAUCCUAAAAACAUUUUGAUCCAAACGUUUCUGCUCAAAUGCUUCAAAUUAGCUUUGUAGACAAAUAUAAAUUGUGCCAACAUUUGAAUUAAUUUGCAAAACUAUUUUUUAAUUAAAAAAUGCAUGGAUUGUGAAGGAAAAGCAUCAUCAAGCUUUUAAGCCCUGGGUAUACGCUAGUGUACUGAACGCACAGCCUUACAAAGUAUACUUCAUUUGACUCCUACACAUACACAGGCGUUCGACGCAUGCGCAGUUUUGAGCACUCAAUCUCUCGCCACGAGUUACAAUCCUGUAAACAUCUUUGUAUUCUUUCAUGCUAGAGUUGUACAAAUGAGGGUACUUUAUAAUCUCCUAAUCUUUCUAACCUCCUCCGUUGUCGCUGUAGCUUGCAUGCAGUUUUUCUUUGACUACCUUGUGAAUCGACGCCCCCAGGGCACGGUUGCCACCUUGUGGAUAAACUAAUUACUGCAAAAUAAUAAUAAUAAUAAUGAUAAUAAUAAUUAAAUACAGUAUAGUAUAGAAAGACGGUUCACCUCCAUUAGUUAUGAAUAUGGGAGAAACUGCAACGCGCAAUAUGGCGGAAUACGUCCCGCCUUCUAAGUAAAAGAGCCAAUCGCUGAUUGAUAAAGUCAUUGCGUCACUGCAGCUGCCGUUAGAAGCUCCGGUUCCCAUUGAAACCUGAGACUCGCGAUUAGGACUGCACAUGCGCAUUGGCUAGUCUAGGCUGAAAAAUAAGCGUUUUAAACGCUAUUUGAGCAUAAGGAACAACAUUUAUGGGACAGUUCAUGUCUGAUUUUGUUGCUGAUUUGAAAUAUGUUAUUUAAUUGUGAGUUCGCCGAGCAGUUUUUGAUAUUUCAGGAUUUCCCCAUUCAAAUAGAUAGGACUUGGGCUGCGUCCACUUUUCCAAUUUUAGACACGCACUCGCGAACUUCCCUAAGCACUUCCCCUCGGGGGAAUCCCUGCCGCCAUUUUGAAGUGCGUUCAGUGGACAAGGGAAGUUUAUAUGGACAGACCCUCGUCCCCUUGAUUCUGACUGAGGGAGCAAGUCUACUCUGAUGUACACUUCAAGCAGCUCUAUAUCCCACAAUUCAACUUGAUUGUGACCGAGAUUUAAUCGCAUAAUAAUUACAGCUACCUUAUAUUCACAGUCAAAGUUUAUAUUUGUUUCAUUUGUGUAAUUUUAUUUUUCUCCAACAGCUCUCUUCAACUUAUAAGCAUAUAGAAUGUUGCAUAAAACAAAUUAAUAACUACAAAAGGGGUUUAAAUAAUAAAUCAGCUCUAUAGUGAAUUCCAAGUGAUCAAGGGCUUAGUGCGUUUCAUUUAAACCUUAUGCACGAGUUCCGCCAGUAGUGGGCACUUGUGCAAUGUAAGCAAUGAUGCACAACCAAGUCCAUGAGAUGGAGGGAAGUUAGCGAGUGAAGGGCAUAAAAAUUUGGAGUGGAACGCAGCCUUGGUCUUGGAUACCCGAAAUAGCUGCCUGGAGGUGUUACAAAUAUGGCCGCCGAGUGAACAUACUUUCCUUGAAAGGGACUUUGGUACUCUUCUGAUGUACGCUGACCCUCGCGUGCAUGCGCAUUAAAGUGAAGUAUACUUUGGGUUUAGGCUACAUGUUCAACAGUGUUUAAAAGCAUCCCAUGAUGCACCUCAUGAUGGUUGAUUAAUGUCUAAAAUGAGAAGAGUUGGAAUCCAAAGAAAAAACUCAAAUAUGAGUUUUCUUUCGUGUCACAUUUAAUCACGAAAUGUGAAAAAUAUUCAUAUAAGAAAAAGUAGGUGUGUCCAAACUUUUGAUUGACAUUGUUGCACUUCCAAAUGACUGUUAAGGGAACUACUCAAUGUACACACUAAAUGUUGAUAUUUAAGUGCAAUGUGUGAGCCAAAUGCUACAAAUAUAUACAUUUUUGUGUAAUAAAUCUGUUAUAAGGCUGUAGAUGUGAUGUCAGGCAACAGAUAGAUGGAUCGUCAAGGAUAUAAUCCAUUUAUUAAACAGGAUCUUUGUCGGUAAAAAUGUA
This is a messenger RNA of Ctenopharyngodon idella (grass carp), 3406 nucleotides long. RefSeq names its product lactate dehydrogenase Bb (gene ldhbb). Gene Ontology annotation, biological process: carboxylic acid metabolic process. Gene Ontology annotation, cellular component: cytoplasm. Gene Ontology annotation, molecular function: L-lactate dehydrogenase (NAD+) activity. The transcript is spliced from 8 exons. NCBI's taxonomy places the organism in Eukaryota, Metazoa, Chordata, Actinopteri, Cypriniformes, Xenocyprididae. The coding region runs from base 116 to 1120 and encodes 334 amino acids. The record is from RefSeq and is a predicted model, not a curated record.